Molecule: messenger RNA, 3681 nt
Organism: Zootoca vivipara (common lizard)
Lineage: Eukaryota; Metazoa; Chordata; Lepidosauria; Squamata; Lacertidae
Product: epididymal sperm-binding protein 1-like
Biological process (GO): sperm capacitation
Cellular component (GO): cell surface
Molecular function (GO): heparin binding
Source: RefSeq, a predicted model, not a curated record
AGUAUGUUUCAAUACAUAUAAUGUCACUGUGUUUGGGUCUAGAGAAUGGAGGCAAUGAUGGUGGAGCACCCUGUGUCCUCCCCUUUGUGUACAAGAGGCAAACCUUCUAUACCUGCAUCGAUCAAGAUACGAAGCACAAGGACUUCUGGUGUGCAACAACAGGGGACUUUGACAAGGACUGGAAAUGGAGCUACUGUGCUGAUACCAUUCGUAAUAUCUGUGUCUUCCCAUUUGUUUACAAAGAUGUAUCUUAUUCCUCUUGCACCAUGCGGAACGAUAAACAUAUGUGGUGUGCCACAUCAGUUGACCAUGACAGCCGAAGGAUGAAUGGCUGGAAACAUUGUAAAACUAAAGAGUAUGGAGGUAACGAUGGUGGACGACCCUGUGCCUUCCCCUUUGUGUUCAGGGGCGAAACCUUCCAUACCUGCAUCAAUGACGAUUCGCAGAUAAUUUUCUCCUGGUGUGCGACAACAGGGAGCUAUGAUAAGGACAAGAAAUGGAGCUACUGUGCUGAUACCAGAGUUCCAGGUGGCACCUUCCUGAAUAAAAGUCCGCGAUUCCAGUUUCCCUUUUUGGAUAACAUCAGGUGGAGGGGUAAAAGAAAGAUCAUUGAGGGCACUGACUAGAAGCCUUGCUAAGUGGGUUGUGCUGCAAUAAUUUAGAAGAAUCAUGACCCUGUUACCGAUAUAUAAGGUCUUGGGAGGGCUUUACCCUGUGAGGUGGCCUAAAAAUAAAUAAGAUUUGGCAUUGGAAAAUUAGUAAUCUUUGUCAAAUUGUAUCUUUGUGCUACAAAAAUAAAACAUUUCUUUUAGUUUGCUGGGCAGCAUAAAAAAAAAAGUAUGAUGAGUGAUCACUAUGAAAUAUGAUGAGCGCGGGAGAAAGUUUUUGCAACUGCAUGAAUGAGAUUGCAUAGUCUUCAUAGGAUGAAUGAAAAUAUGUACAUGUGGCUGGUUGUAUGUGAGAGUUUGUGUGUUCUAUCACACACUUCACCCAAACAUCCAAAAGCUGCCCAAUGGGUCUUUCACUUUCACUGGUUCAUGUCAAAGAAAUAUCUGUAGUAGAUAAAGUGAGUAUGAUUCAGUAUUCAGAGAUACCCUAGUUAAAGCCAGCACCAACCAAGCAAAGCUCUCAUGCCCAGCCAAUGCCCUCAGCCCUGAAGGGGACAGCCCUGCCACCCCAUUCAACUGUGGUCACUUCCUUUGAAAAUUCUACCUUCUCAGCCCCUCUCCUUGGAUAGAACUUAAUGCAAACACAUCAGAUCAAUACUUUCUGUACUGUACUAAAAAAAUGCAGACUGACAGUGUCAUCCACUCCUAACUCGGACAGCCACUUUCGAAGGAUAUCAUGGCUGAUGGUAUUGAAAGUCCCUGAGGGGUCAAUGAGAAUUAACAGAGACACAUUUCCCCCAUCUCUCUCCUGACAGAGGUCAUCGUAGAGGGCGAUCAAAGCAGUUUAUGUGCCCAAAUCAGGCCUAAACCUUGAUUGAAAUGGGUUCAUUUGAUAAAAAAACUCAACAUUUACUUCUUUCACUAUGAGAAAUGUUGGUGGCACAAAAUACCAUAUGCAUAGAAUGUAUAAUAGUUUCUCAUUUGCACAUAUUUGUGACUACCCAUCAUGAAUAGAAAGAACAUUUCAUAGAACUUGUGGCAUAUUGAGUUUACAAUGGAACCUCGGUUUACGAAUUUUCGGUUUACGAACGCCGCAGACCCAUCUGGAACGGAUUAAUUCACUUUCCAUUACUUUCAAUGGGAAAGUUUGCUUCAGUUUAUGAAUGCUUCAGUUUAUGAACAGACUUCUGGAACCAAUUUCACCCAUGCUUUGGGUUAAGUACACUUCAGGUUGAGUACUCUGCGGACCCGUCUGGAACGGAUUAAUCCACUUUCCAUUACUUUCAAUGGGAAAGUUCGCUUCAGUUUAUGAACGCUUCAGUUUAAGUACUCCGCGGACCAUCUGGAACAGAUUAAUCCACUUUCCAUUACUUUCAAUGGGAAAGUUCACUUCAGUUUAUGAACAGAAUUGUUUUCAUAAACCGAGGUACCUCUGUAUUGUCAACUGGGAACCGUGCUAGUCCUGUCUCCCAGGUUAUGACUCAUAUGUUUAUUGCUUUCCUACUUUAUAUUUGUAAAACUUUUUAAAUGUGCAUCUACAGAAUGUAAUAUGUGACACAGCCCUUAGAUUAAUAACAAGAAUUAGUUUGUUGUUGAUCAACAAGAUUACCUGGAACUGUUGCAUGAAUCAAUAAGAUAGUUUCAGAGAAGCCUGCAUUUCCAAGGGCAGGGAAUUGUUCAUUUUGCAAAAAAGAUGUUUGAAAUCUCAGACACUUUUAUAGAACCGGACACAAAUCUCUCAUGCUGUUUGCUUUUCCCAGCUUCACUUCAUUCCACUAGGGUGCUCUGAGAACAAAAUUGGACCCUGUUCCCAUUUUCAAUUAAAGGGUGUUGAGGGAACUGAGUUCAUCCUAAUUAUGUUGAGCUUGUUGCAUCAUUGCAUUGCUUGUUAUAUAACAGGUUUUCUUGGAUUUGCUGAAAGCCUUUUCAGCAUUUUUUUUCUCAAACUCCUCCUUUGUAACAAUGCAAUUUUUCUGUACACACUCAGCAAGCAUAGCCCAUUGAGAUGCUCCCCUGCCAUCAUCGACCUUAGUUGGAUCUUUGUUCUCUGCAAGGUACUGAAUGACCACUAUCCUGUACAAGUGGUGCAUGGCUGAGGAAGACAGAUACGCCAAUCGAAAAAUCAUGGUUUCUUUGUGCUUUCGUAAAAAAGCUCAACAAUUUUUCAUAAGAAAUAAAGCUCAACAACUUUAUUGGUGCCCUGGUUUUUACUUUUUGAAAUAUAGCAAACCCAGAAACGAGCAGAUUUUUUUUUUAAUGGACGCAGAAAAUAUUUCCAUCAGUUCGUGGAAACCAUGCCCUAUCUCUCAGUUGUGUUGCCAGUUGCGUUGUUAGAAUGCGACACAACAUCAUCCAAGUGUCUUCAGCAAGCAUUUCAAUUUCAAAUAUUCUGAUUAUUUCUAAUUUUAGUUAAGUGUAUGUGUUUACUUAAUUUAGGAGUGCUACCCCCCACUCCCCUGGCUACACCCAUGGUUACAUGUCUUGGAAUUGCUAAUAGAUUUCAGCAAUGAUAGAGGUCCUUGAAGGGAGUGUGGAGAGUCAGUGUGUCAGGAAUAUAACACCCCCCGCCAUUGCUAUUUUUCUAGAAAAAGAGGUGCUGGAACUCACAAGGAACAUCUCCUUUGUGCUCUUAUAUUGGAAAUGGCGCCCACCUGGGAGGUGCAGGAACUCAGUUCCGGUGAGUUCCAGUUUUUUAAAAAAAGGCCCUACUCCCCACUCCCAGAACAGAACAGUCAAUUCAGAAUGACAAUGAGGCGCUUCUGAAGCUGAGGUGUUGCUUUCAGGGCUUUGUACCGUAGCUAGCAAUGAAUUAUAGCUCAGACCUAACAUUAAUGAUUUGCUCAUUGCAAUUUCAGAAGUAUUACAUAUGUGGGAAAUCCCAUGCCAAAGCAGUGCAGGGAUACAGGAAAGGGGAGAAAAGACCAGAGCUAAUUUGUCAUGGCCCAGCCCAGCUGAUUGGCACAUACACACCUCUCUUGAGUUUCUUGUCCCAGUAUUUAGUAUUUGAGAUUCCUUUGUCUGGUAUGAGUGUCAUGCCUAUUUAUGGAGUGCAGUGUUUUGCAACCAUAAAUGC